Messenger RNA from Chelonus insularis, 1161 nucleotides. RefSeq names its product Transcription elongation factor subunit spt4 (gene spt4). NCBI's taxonomy places the organism in Eukaryota, Metazoa, Arthropoda, Insecta, Hymenoptera, Braconidae. The coding region runs from base 75 to 425 and encodes 116 amino acids. Gene Ontology annotation, cellular component: DSIF complex; nucleus. Gene Ontology annotation, molecular function: RNA polymerase II complex binding; zinc ion binding. The record is from RefSeq and is a predicted model, not a curated record. Gene Ontology annotation, biological process: transcription elongation-coupled chromatin remodeling; regulation of transcription elongation by RNA polymerase II. The transcript has 4 exons.
AUUGAAUAUUUUGAUAAUUAUUCCAAACAAUAAUCAAUAAUAUUAAUUUUCCAACACUUUUAAAUAAUAUAUUAAUGAACAUGGAAACAGUACCGAAAGAUUUACGGAGUUUAAGGGCUUGUUUAGUUUGUUCUCUUGUCAAAACGAUUGAUCAAUUUGAAUAUGACGGAUGUGACAAUUGCGAUGAGUUUUUACGGAUGAAAAACAAUAAAGAUAACGUUUUCGAUUGUACUAGUGCUAAUUUCGAUGGAAUGAUUGCUGCUAUGAGCCCUGAGGACAGUUGGGUUUGUAAAUGGCAGAGAAUAAAUCGAUUCACUAAAGGGGUUUAUGCAAUUUCGGUGUCAGGAAGAUUGCCAGCAGGAGUGAUUCGUGAAAUGAAAAGUCGAGGAAUUGUAUACAGAGCUCGAGAUACAAGUCAACGAUAAUUUUUUUAAUCAAGAUUUCAUCAACUAUAUAUAUUAACAAUACUUUAUUAGAUACAUAAAACAAGUAUUAACAAUUUCAAGAUUCUCAAAGUGACAUUUAAUGAUUAUUACUAUAUCAUUUACAUCUAAUAAAUAAAUAAAUAAAACAUUGUGCGUAGAGAACAUGUCAAAAUAAUGAUAACAUAAAAACGAAUCAAGUCUGGAGGGAAUCAAGUGCUUAUUAACUAUUAAAAAAGACUAGAUUCAUACAAUCUCUUUUUAUCAGAUCUGACUACUUGCUGCAGUUACUGCAGUAUGUCCAUGAGAAGAAACAUGACGUAGUGCUGGCAAAUUAUUAUUAAUACAGUUUAGCCAUAAAUUUGCACAAGUAACAUGAUAACUGUUAUCGUUAUGAACAACUUUGCCACUAGUUAUGACAGUCAAACACAGAGCACAAGCUGAACUAUCUCCUUGAUGUUGUGGCCAAGUUGGUAAUUCUGUAACGAUCUGUAAACAAAAUUUAUUUUAAUAACAAUUUUUUGAUCAUUUUUUUCUUUUCAAGUAAAAUAAUUAAAAUCACCGGAAUGUUAACGUAGAAAGGUUCCAUUUCCGCCCAAAUUUUAUCAAUAUCCAUCAAUAAAUCAUCGAAACCCAUAAUAUUUAUAUCCAUCUCUUUGUGAGAAAAAUUAACUCGUCUACAAACAGCUGCCACCUCUGCUAAAUCUUGAAAAUAAAUUUUUUUUAAACUUAUUCUGAA